GCAAAUGAAAUGAACGCAGAAAAUAAAAUAAGGGUAUAUGUAUGCCUUUAGCUACCUACAUGAAGCUAGCCGGAAGCAUGCAGUGGGUAUCUCUCCUUGACACCCCGGACACCAUAUUGUCGGUAUACAUACAGAAUGUCGCCGGUACUUCGGGGCCGCUGACACCUCAAAAUAACAUGUCGGUAUACAGAGAGUGCUACCGAUGCAUCGGGGUCUCUGACAUCCGAAGAUAUCAUGUCCGUAUACAGAGAGCACUAUUGAUGCAUCGGGGUUCCUGAUACCCCUGACACGCCAUUUUAGCGGAGAUAAAAUAUGCAUAUAUGUAUAUGUAUAAGAAAGAUAAGAUGUAUAGUGAUGUGCGCGAUGUGACGUGCCCAGACGUGCCGUGAGGUAAUCAAAAGCUUCACCGCGAAGCCUUCAAGAGACAAUGGUUAUUCUUACAGUCGUUCCAAGUCGUUCCAAGUCGUUCCAAGUCGCUGGAUGGUGAAGAAUGAGUUUCUGUUUCUGUCAUGUUCGCGUCAAUUGUAAAUACAUAAUAACCCAGUGCAGUUUUUUCAAAUGUGAAAAAAGAUAUAGAUAAGAAUAAAAUUGUUGCUUUGCUUCACGAAUGACAAGUGAUAAGAAACGGAAAGUUUAUCACACAAUGUCGGCAUUGAAAGAAUAUGUAUGUCAAGUUUCGGCAGAGGAGAAAGCGUAUAUGGCGGAAUAUUUAAACGAAACUGACGAAAUCAGACCAAUCAAGGUCGCGGAAAUAAGACAAUGGAUCAUGGAUACCGAUGAUCUACACGCGCCUACUGAUGAUUUUUCAAUCCUGCGUUUUUUAAGAGCAUGUAAAUUUAACAGUGAAAAAACGAAAUGCAAGUUGCGCAACUAUUACAAGCAAAGAAGAAACCUGCCCGAAUGGUACAGCAACAGAAAUCCAUUUCUACCAGAAUUGCAGGAACUCUUUGAUCUUGGGGUAUUUUUACCUUUAAAGAAAUUGGAUAACGAGGGAAGGAUGGUGGUAAUAAUACGCGCAGCUGCGCACACUCCCAGUAGACACAAAAUGUCAGACAUGUUGAAGGCAUCAUUGAUGGCUCUGGAUUUAGCGUUACGAGAUCAUGAACCAGUAACGAUUCAUGGUAUAACAGCUAUCUUGGACCUAGGUGAUUUUACAUACGAGCAUGUUCUUCAAUUACCUCCGAGCGUGAUUAAGAAUCUAGUUCACGCAUGGCAGGGUUGCUAUCCUGUUAGAAUUCACUCGUUGAACUUUAUCAAUGCUCAUAGAUUUGUGAACGCGGUGCUGAACAUUUUCAGAGGCUUCAUGAACUCGAAAUUGAAACAAAGAAUACACGUGCAUCCUCGUGGUAAACUAAAAUUGUACGAAAGCUUGCCAAUUAGUAUUUUACCAAAGGAAUACGGUGGUACGAGCGAUACAGUCAAAGAAUUAAGCGAGUAUUGGAAGCGAGUGAUCGAGGACAAUCGCGAAUGGUUCGCCGAAGAAGAAAAAUACAAAUUGACGUUGAUCAAGUAAGAUAAAUUGAAUCUAAUUUGUGUUAACGAGUGUCUUUUGCUUAUGCGAUCGAACAAGUAGUUCAAGACGAGGAAAGUGAUAGGAUAAGAUUCAUAUAUUGUGUAUCUUUUAUAAACAUUUUUAUAUGGAAAAUUAAAGAAAACGAAAAUGUA
Osmia bicornis bicornis is the source of this 1665-nucleotide messenger RNA. It is a transcript of the gene pinta, whose product is annotated as retinol-binding protein pinta. Gene Ontology annotation, cellular component: membrane. The record is from RefSeq and is a predicted model, not a curated record. The coding region runs from base 608 to 1513 and encodes 301 amino acids. Gene Ontology annotation, molecular function: phosphatidylinositol bisphosphate binding. NCBI's taxonomy places the organism in Eukaryota, Metazoa, Arthropoda, Insecta, Hymenoptera, Megachilidae. The transcript is spliced from 5 exons.